AUGAGCGGAGCCCUCUUCAACUAUCCCCCACUCCAUCACGACACCCACUUCUCAACACCACCCUUAGAAAUGUAUUGGAACGGCGUUUACUAUCCCAAUUGGCGUAUCUAUCGUGAUCAGCCACCUGCGACCUUGAACUACAACGUUAUUUCUCACGUUUUUUACGCUUUUGCCUGGGUCAAGGAAGAUGGCACAGUAUAUCUCAGCGACGAGUGGGCAGAUGCUCAGAUCGAAGUCCCAGGCUACGAGGAUGUUCCUGCCACUAAGGGUUGCUUGAACUCCUUAGCCGAGUUGAAGAAGAAGUACACCAGACUACGGGUAGUGCUUUCAGUUGGUGGGGGUGGUGAGGGCAGCAAGCCUUUUGCUGGAGUUGCUCGAGACCCAGCGAAGCGCGACCAGUUCGCACGAUCAUCGUUGGAGCUGGUCCAGCGAUUCGGAAUCGACGGCAUCGACAUCGACUGGGAGCAUCCUGAAAACAGGAGCCAAGGUGAAGACUACAUUGCUCUGCUAGCAGCAUUACGACAGUACCUCCCUGGGCCUCAGUACACCUUGUCUUCAGCCCUUCCCGCUGGCGAAUGGGCCUUGCAACACAUCAACUUGAACCAGGCCUCCUACUACCUGGAUAUGAUCAACCUCAUGGCCUACGACUACUCAGGUCCCUGGGUCAACAAGUGCGGUCACCAAGCCCAGCUUUUCACCCCGCAAUCUCCGCACAGCUCCGAGGCAGCGAUAUCAUGUCACUCUGCUGUAUCGUAUAUGCUGCGGCAAGGAGUGCCAGCUAACAAGAUCAUCAUGGGUGUACCGGCUUACGGCCGAUCAUUCACUGGAACGCGCGGGGUGGGCCACUCAUUCUCUGGUCAGGCGGGCGAGGAGGGCACAUUUGAGUACCGAGAUCUACCCCGACCUGGCUCAGAGGAGCAUGUCGAUGAGCACAUCGGCGCAGCCUACUGCAUGGGCGGUGACGGCGGUUUUGUUACCUACGACAAUCCUCACACGGUCAAGAUGAAGGCCAACUACGUACGGCAGAACGGACUGGGAGGUCUCUUCUACUGGACCGGCACGGGUGAUGCGAGCUCCAUUGACAACAAGGAUCGCAGUCUAGUAUGGAAUGGCUUUCUUGGUCUUUUCCCACAGUAGAUAUGAUCUGGAGUACCUGCUCUAGCCCACAUCUACGAGCGUUGGC
This is a messenger RNA of Macroventuria anomochaeta, 1183 nucleotides long. RefSeq names its product glycoside hydrolase family 18 protein. The transcript is spliced from 4 exons. NCBI's taxonomy places the organism in Eukaryota, Fungi, Ascomycota, Dothideomycetes, Pleosporales, Didymellaceae. Gene Ontology annotation, molecular function: chitinase activity; chitin binding. Gene Ontology annotation, biological process: chitin catabolic process; carbohydrate metabolic process. The record is from RefSeq and is a predicted model, not a curated record. Bases 1 to 1137 code for a protein of 378 amino acids. Gene Ontology annotation, cellular component: extracellular region.